Vicia faba (fava bean) is the source of this 366-nucleotide messenger RNA. Lineage: Eukaryota; Viridiplantae; Streptophyta; Magnoliopsida; Fabales; Fabaceae. The record is from the annotation of a GenBank genome assembly.
AUGUGGGGAAUUGAUAUGAUUGGGGAAAUCAAGCCGACAGCCUCCAAUGGACAUUGCUUCAUCCUAGUGGCCAUUGACUAUUUUAUAAAGUGGGUUGAAGCAGCCUCCUUCGCCUCUGUUAUCAAGAAUGUUGUUGUCCGCUUCAUCAAGCAAAACCUUAUUUGCCGGUACGGUAUCCCAGAAAGGAUCAUCACUGACAAUGGUACAAAUUUCAACAACACUAUGAUCACCGCAUUGUGCGAGCAAUUCAAGAUUCAGCAUCACAAUUCUUCUCUACAUCGACCAAAGAUGAAUGGUGUUGUCGAAGCUGCAAAUAAAAACAUUAAAAAGAUCAUACAGAAAAUGACAGUCACAUACAAAGACUGA